Molecule: messenger RNA, 2147 nt
Organism: Cherax quadricarinatus
Lineage: Eukaryota; Metazoa; Arthropoda; Malacostraca; Decapoda; Parastacidae
Source: RefSeq, a predicted model, not a curated record
UGAAGGUGGGGAGUUAUCACACAAGUGGGAGCCAGUAGCAGUUAGUUAGAGUGGAGCCACUUACCUGGGUACACCUCAAACACUGACUACACCACCAGCCACCUCUUCACCGUGUAGCAUAUAAACCAGUGGUGAAGCCAGAAUACGCUACACUACUAUGCAUCCCAGGGCAGGGAUUGUGUUCCUGUGUAUGACAGAGGUCAUACUGUGUGCUAGUGAGGCAGCAAGGAACUGGCCUCAUAGCACACAUCCUAAACACUAUCAUCCUCAACAAAGAGCUGACUUACAUAGUAGAAGGUACCAAAUACCUUCGCCAAAUCCUUUCUUAAGGCCAAGAUUAAGCAUACCAGGAACACAAAAUGUUCCUCAGUCAUGGCCUCAUAAUAGACACAAGCUUCAAUAUCUCCCUAGGCAAGAUUUUCACAUACAUGGGAUGAAUCUAACAAGAGCACAAAAUCGUCCCCAUAACUGGCAAAUGAUGCAGGUUCUUCCCAACAUUACUCAAAAGAUUCAGACUCUUCCUAACUAUGAUCCAAAGGUUCAAAUACUUCCUAAGAAUCAGCAUAAGAUUCAGGUUCUUCCUAACAAUCUGCCAAAUAUUCAGCAUCUUCCAUCACACACAUACCAAAGAACCCAAGUUCCAAAUUAUAAACAUUUUAACAAAUCAGAUGUGCUAAGGAUGCAAGAAAGUCCUACUGUUAAACAUUUAUCAACUGUUUUGCAAAGUACACCAAGCAAGACUCUGCCUUCAACAAGGAACAAUGUCAAACAUCUGGAAAGCCAAAACAUAACUCUACGCCUAACAAAACUAAGCACACCAGAGAGAAUAGGGAAGCAGUGGGUACUGCCUCGCACACUGGUAGGGGCCUACAGGACUACCCAGAGAAACACCAGACGACGGUGGUGGCGCAGAGGACGAACCAAUACCACCCGGCCCAGUUGUCCAGAUGGUAAAGUAUGGCGGCGAGGGCAGUGCGUGUGUCCCUACCUCUCCAACUGGGAUGAAAAUGAAGGGAAAUGCAUAUGUAUCUAUGGCACAUACAAAGAUUCAAAUGGAAAUUGUCGCAAUUUCUAACACCACAGUAUCCUUCUCGAGUUGUUGGAUACCCACUGGUUGUCAUAGGCUUAAACUAUUGAUUGAUUUAUCUAUUUCCCUAACCCUCUCCCUCUCCCUUUCAUUCUUUGUCCCCACCCAAAAGCCUUUCUCCUCUGUCUAAUUUGGUCUGGCCAAUAAGUAGAAAGGUGACUGUGUAGGGUACAGCCUCACUCAUAUGAUCAAAAUAUUGUAUCUAGCAAUUAGCAAAACUAUACCAGUAGCAUACAUUAUUAUAAUCAAUACUAAGUGUUAAACUCACUAUGGUCAUACAGUGCUGCUCAGAAGCAUACAAAUUUGCAUGAUAUUCACAUCUAAUUAAAGUACAUUAGUCUAAUCAGAGCAAAUGCUUUAACAUCUCAGGAAAUCCACAUAAAAAGUUCUUAAUAGUAUUGAAAACACCUAAUGUACCAUAAUAUGUAAUAUGAUACUUAGUGAAACAAACCACGGAACAGGUGGGAUUUGAACCCAUGGUGAGCAAAUAAUACAACUCCAAGCCAGUACGUAACCUGCAGUUUUACGAUUCACUUGCCAUGGGUUCAAACCUUACCUGUUUCGUGGUUUGUUUGUAAUCGUGUCAUUACGAUUUUGUGAGCAUGAUACUUGGUGAAUGAUACUAAGGUAAUAUUCCUGGAAUAAAUCACAAAUACUAAAACAAACCAAUAAAUUCUUGUCAGCUAAAUAUAAAUAUGUGUGAUUGUGCUUUUUUUCUUCUUGCCAGAUUGCAAACAAUCUGGCAAGAAGCUAAGAGCAAUGCUAAUUUUGUGAGAACCAUAAUACAACUCUUGGAGAGUGAAAGCAACAACCUGACAGGACAGACUGGGCCACAAUCAAGCCUCCACUACUCCUUGUGCUGAAUGACACACAAUGAUUGAGACCUUCAUAAAAUACAAACAAUUUCUGUUUAUUAUUUGAACAACGCAGUCAAAUUUAUCAAACUUUGUGAACUGAAAAAUAUUUAGCUUAUUCUAACCUAGCAAUAUGGAAAUUCAUAUUUAAUUAGUACAGGAAACUAUAAUUUCCAUCUUUGCAAGCAAAAAAUGAAUCUAUUCAA